This is a messenger RNA of Megachile rotundata (alfalfa leafcutting bee), 4536 nucleotides long. Its product is annotated as arrestin domain-containing protein 17-like. Gene Ontology annotation, biological process: protein transport. The record is from RefSeq and is a predicted model, not a curated record. Gene Ontology annotation, cellular component: cytoplasm. Lineage: Eukaryota; Metazoa; Arthropoda; Insecta; Hymenoptera; Megachilidae.
CAUAGGUGCGUUCAUACAAUACGUAUCUUCUCAUCCAGACGAUCCAUGACUAAUUCAUGAAUUAACAAAUAGAACUUCGAGGUCGUGGCGACAAUUAUAGCAGAUUGCACAUCGUGUAUCAAAUAGCCUGCUUUAAUUUUUCGAUGCCGGCUAUCCUCUUCCUGGAGAGUCUGGUGCGGAGAAAUUGCAGACGGCUCAUGCAGGAGAGACAAAGACAUCGUUGAUGGACAAACACGCGACUUUGCUCGUAUAUUUUUAGUCCGACGCUAUAUCUCCUCGUGCUCCUUUUAUAAAUACUUGUAAUACUCUCAUUUUGAUUUGAAAAAUUCGCAAUGCAAAAUUGCGACUCUGUGCUUUCCUAGACGAUCUUCCAUCGCACGACCUUGGAAGGUCGGGUAUUUCGAUUUGCGUCGCCGCCAUGGUGUCUGAGAGAACUCGCAAAAGAAAUGUGGUGAUGUCAUACAAAACUGCGUAGUUACUUUCAGUCCCACACCAUAUUACGUCACUAAAACUCCUACUCCAUUUUUCGCCGAAUCAACAUCGCCUCUUCAUUAUAUUCGAAAACAAGCUCGACAAGCGGGUCAGUUUCACGGUGCAAGCACAAAAUGCCGUUGCAAAUCUUUCAAGUGAUAUUCGAUCGUGCGUCUGCUACGUACGCAACCGGGGAGACGGUCACGGGAAAAAUUGCACUAGGUAUUGACCAUCCAAAAGUUGUCAGAGGAAUGCACGUAGAAGUAAAAGGCGAAGGCCGUGUUCACUGGGUAAAUAGGGACAAACGAGAACUUAUCCCUAUACACACCAACUCGGAGACGUAUUUGAACCUAAAUUUCGACAUCUUAGGUACCCAGACAUUUAAUUCACGAACAGAAAUAAAAGAAGGAUAUCACGAAUAUCGAUUCAGCUAUCCAUUGCCCAAAAACAUACCCAGCACUUUUAAGGAUACGAUCGGUAGCGUCGCGUACACGAUGAAAGUGGUAAUCGACAGACCAUGGAAGUUCAAUCAUGUACACGAGAGUACGUUUACCGUUGUCUCUCCGCUGGCUUUGACCGACUACGAUGAGCAGUGCGUACCCAUCGACGAGGACGAUCAGGUGAAUUUCUAUGGCUUCUGCUGCUGCUGCCACCAGGGUGCGUUGAAUCUUGAAAUCAAAGUACCAACUACAGGGUACAUUCCAGGACAAACGAUAUAUACGACGAUAAACUACGAAAACGGCUCGAGAAGUGUAGAAAUGACAAAGGUCAGGGCGCAACUCAAACAAAAAGUCAAAUACCAUGCACAAUUUCCACUGCGCAAGGUCAAAAAGAUGGAGUACGUAGUCAAAUCGACUAAACUUUACCCACCCUUUCAUAAGAAAGGACAGGUUGUUCUAGAUCUUUUAAUAUCACCCACACCACCAUCUUAUAUGCAACACUGCAAUAUCAUAGACGUGAAAUACGAGUUGGAGCUCACCAUUAACGUUACGGGGUCGCACUUCUGUAUCGACAAGAGUUAUCCAAUCUUAAUCGGAACAACAGACAUAAACCAAAUGACAGAGCAUCUAUCAUUGUCAUUUCCAUUGACGGUGGCGGGUGAGCAAUUGCCGCUACCAGUGGCAACGGAAUUACUAAGUGCAUUAGUAACCACCAGUGAACUCUAUGCUUCACCUGAUGGUCACGUUAAAACGCAUACUUUUGAGCCUUCAACUCAUCAUGAUCACGGGCCUUCAACUCAUCAUGGUUACGAGCCUUCGACUCAUUAUGGUUACAAGCUUUCGACUCAUCAUGAUUGCGAGCCUUCAAAUGAUUAGGAUUGCGACCCUUGGUUCGUAAUUUGUUAAGAAUUAUUAUUCUGGAAAACUGGAUGUAUUAAUUGUAUUUCUUCUGUAUUCGGCGACGUUGAUUAAUGAAUCAACGGACAAAGACUCGGCGUGGAUCAAAUUGUGUGAUGUAUCUACCGGUAAGUUUACUUAUACGAAUCGAGUGAAUUGUAAGACUUUUAAUCGAAAGUAUUACUUUUCAGAAACGUUUAAGAACCACAUUUUAUUACAAAUACGUAUUUUAAUUGUGUGUAUAAUACGCUUGUAUUUUGAAGUUAAUAAAUGUUUUAUAAGAAAAAUUCCAGCUGAAGUUAGAAGAAGAAGUAAGGGAGAAGCAACGGUUUUACUAAAAUGAUAUAUAUUUACACAAUUUAUUUCAUAUUUCAACAUCGUCAUAUUGUAAUCAUAAUCAUCAUCGAGUCAUAUUAUAAUUAGCAAAGAAAGAAAAAAGUAUAGAAAGGGUAACACCGUCGUGAAAAUUGAGAACAAGAGUAGAAUAUCAUGAAAGUAGGAGUAUAAAAGGAAUGAGAGAUUCGUCGGUAACAAUUCGGCAACCAAUAGAUCGCAAAUCGGUCGUUCUCAAAAGUGCAGAUACAAAAAAAGAGAGUAAAAGAAAGCAAAAUUAUCGAAAAACGUGUAUGUACGCAUCUAUUCAACGUAAUCGAGAGAAAACGCGAGGAAAGCUUAUCAACGAACUUAUCUCGAAUCCAUCGCUCGUAUAUAAACAUUUUCUAUUCUAGGUGUAUAUUAGGUGAACUUGACGCUUUAGCAAACACACACGGUACGAUUUGCGUUUCAACCACCAAAUGCCCGAUGAACGUGUCAUUGUAGGAACUGAAAGCAACCAUCUUAAAUGUUAAAGGCUGACUUAAAUACUGUCAACGAACACGGAUCUUUGCUUUUCUUUUUUUCUAUGCAAUUUGUCGGAUGUCUGUGCAAGAUACACCUUCGACUAUUCUAUUUCUUUCGCGAGAAUAAAUUUGUCAAAAUCGAUAACAAUAUACGCUUUUACUAUUGUUUCUCUUAUUAGUGGAGGCUCGAUAGUUGCCCGCUUUUGGGGCUCCGCAGCUGAAUUUUUCGAAACUUUCCUAUAAUUCUAUGGCGGGCAAUUAUCGAGCGGUGAAAUAUGGAAGCUCUCAAAUACGAUUCUACAAAUAAUCUUCCGUUAUUAAAUAUAAAAAAGAAAUAUGCGGCCGUCAAAAUGUUAGCGAAGACCGAAUAAAAAGUCAAUUUCAAUUGUAUCUUUAAACCAUAACGUUUGUUACAACUGGUCCCAUUUCGUAUAUUUAUCGUUUUUAGAUGCAACAAACGUUGUUUGUUAAACGUUAUACAAAAGCAAAGUUACGCUCGAUCAAUUAUAUACAUUGAACGCAAUAUUCGUGAGAACAUCCGACGUUUGAGUUAAAUAAAUACGGUACGACGAUUGAUUUACAUCGAUUUGUUUUCCCAGCGUUUCUAGUAUAUCGGAGACAACAAACGGAUAAUCCUGAACUGGCAUUCGGUGUCGUAGUACUCGUGUUUAUUUUAAAUACGAGGUUAGAAACCAUCGAACGAAAUGAUAUGCUUAAUUCUUUUUCGUGUACGAACGUAUAAUUUCGAUAUAAGGAAGAAAAAAAUAAAACCAAUAGAACCAGGAACUGAAUAUAUUCAAAAGCGAGAAAGAAAAACAAAUCGGAAGGUAUAAUCCGCGAGUUCGUAAGAAACAAAAUACACUUCGAGAUGAGAAUAGCGAAAGCGUUUAAAAGUAAAAAGGAAAAUGAUCAAUUUGUGUGCGAUACACGUCGACGCAUGUAUUCUUGACUCGAUAAUGUUUCCUUACUUUUUUUCUUUAAAACUCUCUGAUUAUCCUGAUUCAUCGGGAGGGGAAAGGAACUGUGCGCUCCGACUUUACAAAAAUUUGCAUCGCUUAUAUUACAAUAACCUUCCCUCGACUUAAGACAUUCAACCCUUAAUAUAUUAUUAUCAUAAAUAAAUUUGGUCUAUCGGUAAUAUUGUGAAUACGCCGGUACAAAUACUGGCAGUAUUUGGUUAAGUAAAAAAUCAUGAUCACUAGAAGAGGUAACUGGCACCGAAUGGAUCUGCGAUGUACGAAUCAACAGUUUUCGUUCCGAUUAAAAAUGUUCGGUGUUGAGAAACGACACGAUUCAUCGCUCCGCGUACGUUACACGCGAUUGCUUUUCAACUUCUUUAAAAACAUAAUAGAGUCAUUUUCAAAUAACUAUGACCGUCCCGAUUUUGUUUCCCUCCUCGAUCUAUUACAUGAACACCGUUCUCGUACUUUCGAUGAUCUAAAAGAUAACAGUACUCGUAACGAAAGAGAACAAUGUACGACACGCAUGUUACAACUUCCAGUAAACUUGAUUUAACAUUAUUCAAAGGGAUAAUCGGGGUGGCAUAGAUUCGUUCACGAUACGAUUGAAAUUUCUUGCGAGUCGAUACCAGAAAAUGUGUAUGCUCCUUGCAAAAGUUGCGAUAAAACAGACUGAUGCUAUACCACCUACGUUUGCUAUAAAAGAAAUGAUAAAGGUUUCACUCAGGUAGCGGAAGAAAUUUGAAUACCGCGUGAACGGAUCUACCACUCGCCGAUAGGAAAGUAUAGUGAGUCAGUAGAUUCAUUUUAAAAAACAGUAGUUGUAAAAGAUGUCUUUUAGCGUUUCCGUUAUGAUUCACAAAACUGUCUUGCAUAUUGUAAACUAUCGUGACCCACUUAUUACUUUUGCAGCACUUUGUUUUAAAAAAA